Aureobasidium subglaciale EXF-2481 is the source of this 909-nucleotide messenger RNA. RefSeq lists its product as uncharacterized. The record is from RefSeq and is a predicted model, not a curated record. Gene Ontology annotation, biological process: regulation of translational initiation. The transcript is spliced from 3 exons. Bases 52 to 765 code for a protein of 237 amino acids. Gene Ontology annotation, cellular component: cytoplasm; eukaryotic translation initiation factor 3 complex. Gene Ontology annotation, molecular function: ribosome binding; translation initiation factor activity. NCBI's taxonomy places the organism in Eukaryota, Fungi, Ascomycota, Dothideomycetes, Dothideales, Saccotheciaceae.
AGAAUCUUUGCGCCGUCAAGUCUACAUAAACCAUCUCCAAUCACAUACAACAUGGGUGUCCCAUUCGACUACGCGCCCGAGAGGCCAGAGCACAUUGAUCUCAUCCUGAACGGACUCGACCGCUACAACCCCGAGACAACGACAGUUUUCCAGGACUACGUCGUGUCGCAAUGCGAGAACCAGACCUACGACUGCUACGCCAACCUGGCCCUGCUUAAGCUCUACCAAUUCAACCCCCACCUCGGUCGCGAAGAGACCAUCACCAACAUCCUGGUCAAGGCACUGACCGUCUUCCCUUCUCCCGACUUCAGCCUCUGCCUCGCUCUCCUCCCUCCUCACGUCCUCACCCCCAACCCUGCUGCCAACUCGCUCGCCGAGGCCGUCCAAAAGCUCAACACCCUACACAGCCAGCUGAUCGGCGCCUCGUACGACCAGUUCUGGUCCUCGCUGGACGGUGACGAUCUCUACGCCGAUUUGAUCGCCGAUGUUCAAGGCUUCGAGGAGUUGAUGCGCAUCCGUCAGGCUGUUGUCAUCAGCCAGACCAUGCAGAGCGUCGACCGUGCUGUUCUCGAGUCGUGGCUCAACCUCAACGGUGAUGCCUUUGAGAAGUUUGUCAAGGAGACCUGCAACUGGAACGUCGAGGGUAGCGCUGUCAACAUUCCCUUGAACAAGGAGAAUGAGGCCAGAGGAACCGUUGUACGCGAGAACGUCAAGUUCGACCAAUUCUCGAGAAUGAUCAAGAGAGCAUACGAGCAGCCCGCAUAAAGAGAUGGGAUGUACUUGGUGAUCUGAUACGAAAGCAUGGCGUUCUACGGAUUUUUGCACAAAAAAGAGCCUGGGUGAAAGACAAAAAGCUCGGGGAUAUAUUUGGUGGGCACACAACUUCCGAGAAAAAGUCGCAUUACCGCA